Messenger RNA from Cornus florida, 1664 nucleotides. Its product is annotated as paired amphipathic helix protein Sin3-like 5. The record is from RefSeq and is a predicted model, not a curated record. Gene Ontology annotation, molecular function: transcription corepressor activity. Gene Ontology annotation, cellular component: chromatin; histone deacetylase complex. Gene Ontology annotation, biological process: negative regulation of transcription by RNA polymerase II. The transcript has 8 exons. Bases 121 to 1428 code for a protein of 435 amino acids. Lineage: Eukaryota; Viridiplantae; Streptophyta; Magnoliopsida; Cornales; Cornaceae.
CAGGCGGCGGCGUGGGUUCGAAUUUUAUGAUGGAGUCUGGGCUUGUGCGGCUUGAUUAACAUUCCUAAUGCUAAUCGACUUCCCAAGUUUCCUCCUCCAAGUUUCCUCCUACACAUAAACAUGUAUAUAUAUAUACACAGCCUUACCCCUCAAGCAAACUUAAAGAACAUUGAGCAAACCAAGAUCCCAGGAGGAGAAGGUGGUUCACGCAUGCCGGAGAAUGCUAUUAUCUAUCUCAAUAAAGUCAGGGAUACUUUUAAAUCACAAAUACCCAAAUUAAAUAUGUUCCAGAAUCUGAUGAGAGAAUUCAAGGCUCAAAGAAUUGACCUUCCUGAUCUCUUGGAGAGGUUGGAAGAACUAUUCAUUGGGCAUGAUAAUCUAGUUAUUGGGCUUAACAUGCUCUUGCCAGAGCGGUAUCAAAUCAGCCUCACUGAUGACGAUGAGGAUGAGGAGCCAAAGAAGACUGUUAAGUUUCAGAAAGCUAUUGAUUUCGUAAACAAUGUACAGAAUCGUUUUGGAAAAAAUGAUCGAAAAUAUAAAUCUUUUAUAGACAUCAUGAAUUUAUACGGAGAGGAGUCAAUUGAAGAGGUCCACCUUCAGGUUACCACACUCUUCAUGGACCAUUUAGACUUGCUUAAGGAGUUCGAGACACUUUUGCCUAAAGAAUCUUCUGGUAGUGACCGUAGUGUAUCAUCAGUACAUCAUCCAAUUGACCGACAUCCUUUUCAUCAUUAUGAUGGGCAGAGCUCAAUUAUGCCAACUCUGCGGGAUAGUGUCAUGGACAAGGACAAGGUAAAAAACAGAGAGGAUGAAUAUAUGGAACUGACCCAUGACAGGGAUGAAGCCAGAGAAAAGGAUAGAUAUGAUGACAAGGAUAUGGGAAAAUCCAUUCAUGAGCCUGAUCUCUCUAAUUGCCAAAGCAACAUCAACCCUAGCUAUUGGCUUUUGCCUGAGGAUUACCCGAUACCUUUGGCAAGCCAGAGAUCAGAGACUGAUACUCAAGUGUUAAAUGAUCGUUGGGUUUCUGUUACUUCGGGUAGUGAAGAUUACUCUUUUAAACACAUGCGCAGAAACCAAUACGAAGAAAUCCUGUUUAGAUGUGAGGAUGAUAGGUUUGAGCUAGACAUGUUGUUGGAGUCAGUGAGGUCAACUGCUGAGCGAGCAGAGGAACUGUUGAACAGCGGUGAAAGCAGUGAAAGAAAAUUUGCAGCUUUGGAUUUAAGGUGUAUUGAACGUUUGUAUGGCGAUCAUGGACUCGAUGUGAUAGACAUAUUACGUAAAGACCCGUAUGUUGCAUUGCCUGUUAUACUAGCUCGCCUAAAGCAGAAACAGGGGGAGUGGACAAAGUGUCGUAAAGAUUUUAACAAGGUUUGGAGGGAAGUUUACGCUAAGAACCGUAGCUUCUAUCUGAAUCAGCAAGAUACAUAGAACCUCUGCACAAAAUGUAAGUUAAACCUUGAUGUCAAAGAUGAUGGUUGUGAGUGUCAGGUAAUUUGGUUGCUCUAUCCUGUCUUCUUGUUAGUUACCAUUUCAUGUUGAUGACUGUUGUAUUACUAGUGAACACAUUGUAGGAAGAUGUGGUUGGGGGACUAUUUCCAAAAUUAUGACUCCAUCCGUAUGCAAUUGACAAUUCUUCUAUAAAAAAAUGCAAAAUUAUGUCUACA